UUUAGUUUUUAAUAUUAGUGAUUUAAUUGUAAAUAUAUUUUUUUAUAUAUAUUGUGCAACCUAAAUAAUACUUACAUAAACGAAGUGAAACAGUUUAAGCAUGUCGAAUCGUGAAAUAGUAGAGAUAUCAGAUGAUGAUGAUAGUUUUGAGGUUCCUGAUGAUACAGAAAAUAAAAUACCUGUUUCUGAAAUAUCCUCAGAUGAAGAAAAUUAUGUAUUGCCUGACUUAAAUUUAAGGAGCCGAAAAAAUGUAAUAAAAAAAUUGUUUCCAACACAACUAAACAACACUAAUAUUAAGUCCGAAAUUAAAAAUACAAUAAACAAAAAAUCCUUUAAACCCGUUAAGUAUCCCAAUAUAUCAAAAGAGCCUGGUGUUGUGAUAACAAUUAAUAAUGUAAAAGUGAACUUCCCCGUCAAUCCAUAUAGCAGCCAAGUGGCUUUAAUGAAUAAAGAGAUAAAAGCAAUUACUAAUAAUCAAAAUUGCCUCCUUGAGAGUCCAACGGGUUCGGGGAAAACACUGGCAUUGCUUUGUGCUGCAUUAGCAGUUCAGAGAAAGGAAAAACUUCAGCUAAGCGAGAAACAAGCACAGACCUAUUAUGCCAACCAUCCUGAGCUUGCCAAGCUGCAUGGUGCUUCGGAAUUCAUCGCCAGCCCAAAGAAAAAUAAUCUCGAUAACGCUGAAAAUUUCUUCACCACAUCGGCCUCUAGCAACAAAACUAUAUAUAGCUCACAAAAUUAUGAAGCCAGUUCGAGUAAAAGACAGGAACCUUUAAAUGACAGCUCAGAAGGUGAUAGCGGUUUGGUGACAGUUCACAAGAAACCUCGUCUUGGUAGCAGCAGCAACGAUGGGUCAUCGCAUUUACCUUCAACGCCGGAAAAGAAAAUAAAUGUGAAUGAACCGAACACACCAGAAGAUGUGAGAAAGCUGUACGCUCUCGUCGACAACCUGCGCGUACGCACUUCCAUGAUCGUUGCUUGCAGAGUGCCGACUAUUUACUACGGUGCGAGGACCCAUAAGCAGAUAGAGCAAGUGGUGAAAGAAUUCGCGAGAACUGUGUACAGUGGUGAGGCGGCAAUGACCGUGCUGUCAAGUAGAGAAUACAGCUGUAUACGGGAGUUUGAUAGGCACCAAUGGCCGUCGAAGAAUGACAUGUGUCGGGGAUGUGUAAAGACAUUUGAGAGUAAUAAAAAAGAAUCUAGCAAUUGCCUCUACCACAACAAUAGAAAACUUCUAAAUCAUAGGAGUCUUCCAGCUGUUUUUGAUUUAGAAGACCUAGUUAAGGCUGGGAAGGAGAAACAGGCAUGUCCCUACUAUGCUGCGAGGGAAAUGGCUACAGCGGCGAAUAUAAUCUUCUGUCCGUACAAUUAUCUUAUAGAACCUAGUAUUAGAAGCAGUAUGCAAAUAGACGUAAGUGACAACAUAGUGAUUAUUGACGAGGGUCAUAACAUAGAAGACGUAUGUCGUGAUGCUGCUACGAUUACCAUAACUCGUACUAAUAUCACAGCUGCCAUUACUGAACUACAAAAAGUAUCACAAUAUAUAUACGCAAAUCAGGACUCAAUGGGAUAUAUUGAACAUCUGUUGAAGGUGCUCAGUAAUUGGGACCAAUGGUUUGUGAAUCAGAUGCCAUUAAUCAACAAUCGCCCAGUUAACAACGACAAAGCGGAGUACACGUGGGUGGUGGAACACUUUAUCAAUACGUUGGAAAAUCAUACUAUUGGCCUCGGACACUAUUCUGAAUUUCGUGAUCACGCGGAAUUGUUUUGUCGGCGGCUCCGCGAGGACCCUCGUACGUUGAUGGGCGUGUCGCAAGCUACUGGCACGCUCGUUGAGAACAUCAAUACAUUGCUAGGUUAUUUAUUUCGUGACGGUGGUCGUCACAUCGAUGACUUCGUGCCCACACUUGAGCGAACUGACAUACCAGACAUUUCACGUACACAUUUCAGAAAUAAUCAUAUAGAUAAAGAAGUACUCUGCCUUCGUCUUAUCUGUAUGAACCCUGCGGUGGUUUUCGAAGCCUUGAAGCCAGCCAGGUCUAUCAUCAUAGCCUCAGGGACGCUGGCUCCUUUAAUCAGUAUGCAUUCAGAGCUGGGCACUAAGUUCCCUUUAGAAGCUAAUCCCAGGCAUAUUAUAUCUAGCGAUCGGGUGUGGAUAGGUAGUUUAUCUACUUGUCCGGAUGGAUCACCGUUACAGUGCACUUACAGUGAGUUGCAACAAGUACACAUACAAGACGCACUCGGCAAAAUCGUGGUACAUGUGUGUAGCAUCACCCCAUCGGGAGUGCUAUGCUUCCUGCCAUCUUAUUAUUCUAUGAAAAAACUAAUCACAAGAUGGCAAGAUACUGGCAUUUGGAAUAUGUUGGACUCCAUAAAAAAUGUGUUUCAAGAGGGCCGAAAUGUUCGAGAUCAUAACGAAAUUAUGGAUGAUUAUUAUGAAUGUGCAGCGUCCUCAAGGGGCGCGUUGCUAUUUGCUGUGUAUCGAGGUAAAGUCUCCGAGGGUAUGGACUUCAAAGAUCAUCAAGCAAGAGCUGUCAUUGCCAUUGGCAUACCCUACCCAAACACUUUUGAAACGGCUGUGAAAGAAAAGAUGAAAUAUAAUGAUAAAUACCAGAAAGAAAGAAAUCUUCUUAAAGGUAGCGAGUGGCUGCAAGUGCAGGCCUUUAGGCCCCUGAACCAGGCGGUAGGCAGAUGCGUCAGACACCGAAUGGACUGGGGAGCAGUUCUGCUCGUCGAUGGAAGGUUCCAGAAACCUCAGUACUCAGAUCAACUGUCAAAGUGGGUGCGCGAAUAUCUAAACAAAAACCACCACACAUUCGAGAGCCUGUUGAACAGCGCCAAUAGCUUAGAGUCGUUCAUGCAACAUAUGAAGAUACAAGAAACCGAAGAUACGUGAUUCAUUUUAAUUAAAUUUUGUAAUAAAUAAAUUUUGAUGUUUUUAAA
Molecule: messenger RNA, 2940 nt
Organism: Pieris brassicae (large cabbage white)
Lineage: Eukaryota; Metazoa; Arthropoda; Insecta; Lepidoptera; Pieridae
Product: Fanconi anemia group J protein homolog
Exons: 19
Coding region: 101-2893 (930 amino acids)
Biological process (GO): nucleotide-excision repair; double-strand break repair involved in meiotic recombination
Cellular component (GO): nucleus
Molecular function (GO): ATP binding; DNA binding; DNA helicase activity
Source: RefSeq, a predicted model, not a curated record